CCUCUCAGCUCCUCCAAUUCAGCAUCCUCUUCAUCAUCAACCACCUACUCCGACCCUCCAGAUCCACAAUGGCGGUGCUGUGGCUCCAGACGGUGUCUCUUCUGGUCCUGUCGCUAGCGUGGAGUCCGGACUACCAGGCCGCCGCCUCCCCGCAGCACCUGUGCGGCUCUCACCUGGUGGACGCCCUGUACCUGGUGUGCGGCGAGAGAGGCUUCUUCUACAACCCCAAGAGGGACGUGGACCCCCUGCUGGGCUUCCUCGCGCCAAAAGUGGGCGGGGCUGCAGGCGGCGACAACGAGGUGAUGGAGUUGGGCUUCAAGGACCAGAUGGAGGCGAUGGUGAAGCGAGGCAUCGUGGAGCAGUGCUGCCACAAACCUUGUAACAUCUUUGACCUGCAGAACUACUGCAACUGAGCAUACUCUAACCUAGCCUAGCCUAGCUUAGCUUAGUGAUGUUACAAAAGAAUCAUCAAAUUAUUUUUCCUAAAAAAUAAAAUUUUCUUCACUGAAACAG
Nerophis ophidion (straightnose pipefish) is the source of this 513-nucleotide messenger RNA. RefSeq names its product preproinsulin (gene ins). The record is from RefSeq and is a predicted model, not a curated record. Gene Ontology annotation, molecular function: hormone activity. Bases 69 to 413 code for a protein of 114 amino acids. Gene Ontology annotation, cellular component: extracellular region. The transcript is spliced from 3 exons. NCBI's taxonomy places the organism in Eukaryota, Metazoa, Chordata, Actinopteri, Syngnathiformes, Syngnathidae.